AUGGACAACAACAACCAGGCAUCAGAAAAAGAUCUCGAGCAAAUUGCUAGUAAGGAAGAAGCAAUCGGAACAGAGAUCACAAUCGGAAGUGAUAGCGAUGGACCUUCAGGACGAUUCACUGCAGAGCAGACCAAGGCUCUCCUUCGGAAGAUCGACCUCCACAUGAUACCGUACCUUUCUCUCCUAUAUCUUCUCUCAUUCUUGGAUCGCACGAAUAUCGGCAAUGCGAAAUUGUUUGGACUGGAGAAGUCGCUGGGUCUGAAAGGCAAUCAGUACAAUACAGCACUAUGUGUAUUCUUUGUUACCUAUGUUCUCUUUGAGGUUCCAUCAAACAUGAUCUUGAAGAGAUGGCGAGCAUCCAUGUGGUUCCCUAUCAUGAUGAUAGCAUGGGGAGUUGUGAUGACAUUGAUGGGUCUGGUCCAAAGCUUCGAGGGUCUCGUUAUAGCCCGUGUCUUUCUUGGACUGGCGGAAGCAGGCCUUUUCCCCGGAGUCACGUUCUACAUCACAUUGUGGUAUCGUCGCCGUGAAUGCGCAUUUCGAGCUGCGAUAUUCUUCUCCGCAGCGACGAUUGCAGGAGCCUUUGGCGGUCUCCUAGCCCGAGGAAUAAACGAAAUGAACGGCACAGCUGGAAAGCCAGGCUGGGCUUGGAUUUUCAUUCUCGAAGGGAUAAUAACGGUGGUUGUGGCUUUCAGUGCAUUCUGGUUCAUCUACGACAGCCCUUCAACCGCCAGAUUUCUGACCAAGGAGGAGAAAGAAGAAGUCACGUACAGACUGGCACAUGACACUGACGGACUUGCCGAUUACUACGAUAUCAAGUUCUUGUAUGCUGCCUUCAAAGAUUGGAAGAUCUGGCUGCAAUGCUUCACAUACCUUGGCAUGGUGACACCUGUAUACUCCUUUUCCCUAUUCUUGCCAUCCAUCAUUGCGGCAAUGGGAUAUUCAGCUGCUCGAUCACAGCUUCUCACGGUGCCACCUUAUGUCUUCGGCUGCUUAGCCACGAUCGCUGCAGGAUAUUUCAGCGACAAAUACAACAAGAGAGCCCCUUUCCUCCUCUUUCACGGCAGCAUCGCUCUUAUCGGCUACAUCCUGCUUAUCGCCACUCACGUCCCAGGGGCACAAUAUACCGGCACGUUCUUGGCUGCUUCAGGGGUGUACCCGAUGAUCCCUAUCUUGGUCAUGUGGAACGGCAACAAUGUUGGCGGCAGUGUCAAGAGAGGUGUUGCCAUUGCCAUGCAGGUCGGCACUGGCAAUUGUGGUGGUAUUGUUGCUUCGUUCAUCUACCGGAACCAAGAUAAACCACGCUAUCUAGUCGGCCACGGCGUCAUUAUUGGAUUCAUCUCUAUGACCCUUAUCCUCACAGUGUUCCAAUAUUUCGUCCUCUCGGCCAUUAAUCGCAGACGCGAUCGAGACAACCCAAAGCCAGAGGAAUACACCCAGGAAAUGAAGGACCAGGAGAGAGAUCUCGGUGACGAUGCAAGCUUUUUCCGCUUCACCGUCUAG
This is a messenger RNA of Exophiala bonariae, 1500 nucleotides long. RefSeq lists its product as uncharacterized. NCBI's taxonomy places the organism in Eukaryota, Fungi, Ascomycota, Eurotiomycetes, Chaetothyriales, Herpotrichiellaceae. Gene Ontology annotation, biological process: transmembrane transport. The transcript is spliced from 14 exons. Gene Ontology annotation, cellular component: membrane. Bases 1 to 1500 code for a protein of 499 amino acids. Gene Ontology annotation, molecular function: transmembrane transporter activity. The record is from RefSeq and is a predicted model, not a curated record.